UCGAGAUAAACAUGGCGUACGCUUCGUACACAGUGCCGAAACUGAAAAAAGAAUUAAUAUUACGCGGCGCUGUAACGACGGGAAGGAAAACCGAUCUCAUAGAAAGGUUGGAAGCAUACGAACGGAAUUUCAACUUUAGCGGUCCCGUCAUAGAACUGCCAGCGGAAAGGGAUGUAGAAUGGCCAACUACUGGUUAUAAACAAAUGACAUCGACCAUCAUGACCUUUUGCCACACAUAACAGAAGCCCAUAUCGAAGGAUAUUUUCAAUAUAGACAAGCAGUCGACAGACAAAUGAUGGGCAAUACAAAGGAUACUGUGAAAGGAAAAUUACUCCUAGAGUCAGAGAGAGUUGAAGCACUGAGCAUUAACUGUCAAGAUGAAGACUUUUUCCUUACAGGAUUUGUGAGAGCUGCAAUGAAGAAAAAGGCUCCCCCAUAAAAGCUGAAGACAUGCCUUGUCGCUAUAAUCCAGAUCUUAGUGACCCUAGGCCUCAGAAAUACAGAGGAAUAGCUGGAUACAAUGAUUAUGUGAGCAACAUUGUAACUAACUACUGUGCUGUAACAUCUGCAGAUUUGGCUUUCAAGUACAUAAAGCCCAAGGCAUUUAUCAACAUUGCAGUACUAGACCAUGAUUACUUGGACCUGCCAUUCACUGAAUAUUGGAUAGAUGCAGCUCAAAAGGUGUCAGAUAGGGACAUCACUCGCAUUGAACACAGAACAAGGAAACGGAGCCUGUCGAAAGUUUGGCAUCGUGAAAGAGAAUGGCACUUGACAGCUUCCAGGUUUGGGGAUAUUUGCAAAGCUACCGAUCGACGCAACAGACUGAAGCUGUGUUCUAGCAUCUUAAAACCUCUUAAAUUAAAAACACUCGCUGUCCUACAUGGCCAACAAUAUGAAGCUGUGGCAAGACAAGUAUUCCAAGACAAAACAGGUUUUAAAGUCAAGACUUGUGGCCUUUUUGUAGAUUUAGAGAAUAAUUAUUUGGCUGCUUCGCCAGAUGGUAUUAUUGGAGAAAGUGCGAUUAUUGAAAUCAAAUGUCCAUAUAAAGGCUGAGAUCGUAAGAUUGCUGCAGAUAAGUUUUUCCCAUUCUUGCAAGAGGAUGAUGAUGGUGUAUUGCAUUUGAAACAGAGUCAUAAUUAUUACAUGCAGGUGCAAAGGCAGCUUAAUGUGUGUAAAAAAGAGAAGUGUUUCUUUGUUGUAUACACAUUUGUUGAUAUUUUUGUGGAAGAAAUUAAUGUUGAGAGAGAUUACUGGUGUGGUUGCAUGUUACCAAAGCUAGAGUUGUUUUAUAAGAUACACUACAGAAAAUUUCUUGCUGAAAAAUUGUAAAUUGGUGUCAUUAUCAAUCUGCAGUUGAAGCUAUUGUUAAUGAAAACAUGUAUGAUGUACAGAAAAUUUCAUUUAUUAUUUAUAUAGAUACCUGUAAUGAUACAAUUUUCAUAUAUAGAAAAGCCUUUUUCAACUCUAAAGAUCAACAGUUCUGUUCAGCACAAAAUUUUAAUUGUUUAUCACAGAAUACAUUGUUUAAUACUGUUUUAAUGGAUAACUUUUUUUGUUAUUGACAUAUUGUUUUAUACCAUAACAAAAUGCAAUUUUUCAGUAUUCAUUAUGGAAUUAAGAUUCAUUUGA
Molecule: messenger RNA, 1629 nt
Organism: Saccostrea cuccullata (small rock oyster)
Lineage: Eukaryota; Metazoa; Mollusca; Bivalvia; Ostreida; Ostreidae
Exons: 5
Coding region: 451-1053 (200 amino acids)
Source: RefSeq, a predicted model, not a curated record